This is a messenger RNA of Zonotrichia albicollis (white-throated sparrow), 5333 nucleotides long. The record is from RefSeq and is a predicted model, not a curated record. Lineage: Eukaryota; Metazoa; Chordata; Aves; Passeriformes; Passerellidae.
GCCGCCGGCCAGCUUCUCCUGCCGGCCCUCUCCGGCUGAUCGGCUCCUUCUGAGAAAGUUUAUUAGGCUCACCGGCAGAAAGUAUGUUAGGAGAAGAUCAGCUCAAAAUACGCUUGUCCAGAAGGAUGUGAAGGAGCAGAACUCCAAAUUUUCUUGUUUGUUGCAAGUUCACAGGCUGCCUGCUGUUUCCCGGGGAGAUCAUGAAACGACAUCGGCUUCCUAGCAGCAGUGAGGACUCUGACGACAAUGGCAGUCUGUCUACCUGGUCCCAGCAUUCCAGAUCUCAGCGUCGCAGGACUUCGUGCUCCAGAGAUGAGGACCGGAAACCUUCUGAGGUGUUCAGAACGGACCUGAUCACUGCCAUGAAGUUACAUGACUCCUUCCAGCUGAACCCUGACGAGUACUAUGUGCUGGCAGAUCCCUGGAGGCAGGAGUGGGAAAAGGGAGUUCAGGUGCCUGUUAGCCCAGGGACCAUCCCAGAACCAGUAGCCAGAGUGGUGUCCGAGACAAAAGCCGUCACCUUCACGCGGCCCAGGAAAUUCAUCGUGUCCUCGGGCGCGGAGCCGCCGGAGCUGGGCUACGUGGACAUCCGGACCCUGGCGGACAGCGUGUGCCGCUACGACCUCAACGACGUGGACGUGGCAUGGCUGCAGCUGGCCAAUGAGGAGUUCAAAGAAAUGGGGAUGCUGGAGCUGGAUGAGUACACCAUGGAAAGGGUGAUGGAGGAGUUUGAGCAGCGCUGCUACGAUAACAUGAGCCACGCCAUCGAGACGGAGGAAGGGCUGGGCAUCGAGUACGACGAGGACGUCGUCUGUGACGUGUGCCAGUCUCCAGAUGGAGAGGAUGGCAAUGAAAUGGUGUUCUGUGACAAAUGCAAUAUCUGUGUGCACCAGGCGUGCUACGGGAUCCUGAAGGUGCCCGAGGGCAGCUGGCUGUGCCGCACCUGCGCGCUGGGCCACCCGCAGUGGCACCAAGUGGGUGCACGUCAGCUGUGCUCUCUGGAUCCCAGAGGUGAGCAUCGGAAGCCCUGAAAAAAUGGAACCCAUCACAAAAGUUUCCCACAUUCCCAGCAGUAGGUGGGCACUGGUGUGCAGCCUUUGUAAUGAAAAAGUUGGAGCUUCUAUACAGUGUUCAGUGAAGAACUGCAGAACAGCCUUUCACGUCACGUGCGCCUUCGACCGCGGCUUGGAGAUGAAGACCAUCCUGGCAGAGAACGACGAGGUGAAGUUCAAGUCCUACUGUCCCAAGCACAGCUCCACCAAGAAAGGGGACGCUGAGACUUUGAGUGAAAGCCCAGCUCAGGAGAACAGGAAUGGCAUUCAGGACACCUCCCUUCCUGCCCACAUGGACCCUUUCCACAGCAUGGAUCAAAACCAGGAGGAGGCCCACAGGGUCAGCCUCCGCAAGCAGAAGCUCCAGCAGCUGGAGGACGAGUUCUACACUUUCGUCGAGUCUUUGGAAGUGGCCAAAGUGCUGCGGCUGCCUGAGGAGCCCGUGGAAUUCCUUUACCAGUACUGGAAACUGAAGAGGAAAUCCAAUUUCAAUAAGCCUUUGAUUACCCCAAAGAAGGAUGAGGAAGACAAUCUGGCUAAGCGGGAGCAGGAUGUUCUGUUCAGGAGGCUGCAGCUCUUCACACACCUCCGGCAGGACCUGGAGCGGGUGCGUAACCUCACUUACAUGGUGACACGGAGAGAAAAAAUCAAGAGAUCUGUUUGCAAAGUUCAGGAACAGAUAUUCAACAGCUACACAAAGCAGUUGGAACAAGAAAGAGUUUCAGGUGUGCCUUCCUCCUUCUCCUCCAUGGAAAGCACGGUGCUGUUCAACAGCCCGUCGCUGGGCCCCGACGCGCCCAAGAUCGAGGACCUGAAGUGGCAUUCUGCGUUCUUCAGGAAGCAGAUGGGCACUUCUCUGGCCCGCUCCUUGAAGAAACCCCACAAGAGGGACAGGGUAAGAGACAGGUCUGGGAAUGACAGCAAGUCCCUGCUGGCACAGCCCAGCCCUAGGGAAGGAGGUGCAGCUCCAGGCAGCUUUUUCAGUUUUGACAAGCCCUUGGCCGAGGCGCGGGUCGGGUCAGCACAGCAGAAGAACGGCGUGGUUCUAGCGGAGCACAGGAAGAGAAGGGACAACCGCCCACAGUGCGAGGGGGCCAAGGCAGAGCUGAAGGAAAAGACUCCUAAACACAACCACAAACCCCUGAGACCCACGGAACUCUCUCAGAGGCAACUGGAAAACAAAAGGGCUGUCAACCACUCGGGUGGGAGGUCAGCAGCGCCUGGCACUCGGAGGGAUAUAGUGCCUAAAUGUAACGGGGGUCUGGUCAAAGUGAACUCCAAUCAGACAGUAGUUAAAGUGCCUACCACGCCCACGAGCCCGGGGAAAAACUGGGGCGGAUUCCGAAUUCCAAAGAAGGGGGAGAGGCAGCAGCAGGGGGAGGGCCUGGAGGAGGCCUGCCGCCAGAACUCGGGCUACCCCUACCUGGGCAGUGUGGGCAGAGUUGCAGCCAAGGAGAGGACAAAGAGCAAGUUAAAGCCUGACAGCGAGAACGAUGGCUACGUCCCCGACGCCGAAAUGAGCGACUCGGAGCCCGAAGUGGCUGAGAAGAAGUGCAGGCAGCAGAGGCUCAGCCCCGGCAGCAGCAUGGGCAGGAGGACGGACAUCAUUCGCAGGAGCAUCCUGGCCACCUGACUGCACACAGGGUGGGGUCACCAGAGUCACACUGCCUGCAAGCCAACUCCACCUUACCCAUCGGGGGGAGAGAGGAGCAUUCUUAGAGCUACAGACUGACAGAAUGGAAGCCCAUUUUUCCUGAGUUGUAUAAGUAUGUUUACAUGCACUUAAAGCUGUUUUAAGCUCUUUGAUUUUGUUUUGUUUUUUUGUUUUGUUUUUUUUUUUCCUCUCUCUGCCCCAUCCACACCCCCUCACCCUUCCCAUUUCUGUGAGAAGGGUGAAUCUCCCUUAUUUGCAACUUUCUUGAGUAAGCAUAAGAGUGACAUUGCUACUAAAACAGGAGUUGGGAUGCACACAACUCACAAAAAUCUUUUACAAGGGGCUGGGGGAGGGCAGGAGGAAUCAGGCUGCAUUCAUCCCUUCUAGCUAAAAGGCACUGAAAAUUUUACUCCCUCCCCCUGACUUCUGGAAAAGCACAAGCUCUUAAUUUAACUCGUGUGUAUUGAAUGGAAGAUGGUUGUUAGACCAUCCUGCACUGCACUGGUAAGUCCCAUGACAAAUGCUCCCCAUCCCUGGGCAGGGGCUGCCCUCUCUCCUCUCUUUGCAGAAUGUGUUCUGUUGUGUUCAGUUGGAGCAAACCCCUCCCUGUGCUCCAGAGUUUACAGUCAAUGAUGGCCAGGCACAGCCAGUUGUUGCACUGGAGGAGGAAGAGGAGAAGGAAGGGACAGGACAGGGCUUGAGAGAUGGGGACUGACACAAAGGAUGUUCCCAAAUGGCUCAGUUCUGAGCAAGGGGCAGGUUUGGGGGUUCCAGCACUCCAUGGAAUAACCUGUCACCCGUGGUCAGGCACCUGCCUUUGGGAGUGUGAUGACAAUUCCUGACAGAAGUUUUCUAUGGCACUAGGCAGGAGGAUUUCCCAAAGGCCACCACAGAUGCACUAAUGAUAUGUACUGGGAGAGUCAGGCUUAUGACACUAAAAGGUUGCUUUAAAUGGACACAAAUAUAUAUUUUUAAAUAGAAUAAAACUCAAAGGCAAUACAUUGUGAUUAGCUCUUUACAGUCAAGCAAAGAAAAAAUUAUUUCAUUCUAUGAUGGAUUAGAUUUGAUGGAAAAGGGAACUUGUAUUCUGACUGUGUACUUUUUUAAUAAUUGCAAGUGGCAAUAAUGAGUAAGCUGUGAGCAAUAACAUGAACAGGUUGUGAGGGUACUGUUGUUUUGUACUGAGUGCACACACUGCAGUGGAGCAUUAAGAGCCUGUCCAUUCUGGAAUUUUUCAUAGAUGUAGGAGAGGUAUGUACUGGUGAAAAAGCAGCAGCAGCAAUGUGUUAAAGACAGGCAUAAAGAACCUCCUUCUCCUCCCCUUUCCCACUCCCAGCCUGCUGUUAUGGCAUCCACUCACCAUGGAAUGCCUGACCCUUGCCUCCCCAGGAGGGAGCACUGACAACACAGAAUUCCUCUGCCAUAGGACUGAGGAUUCAAUCAGAAAGUAAAAAAGGCUUAACACCCUAUCUUGCUAUGCAAGUUAAUGUUAUCAAUUAAAUAUUUCACCAGAAUGCAUCCCUCUUUUAAAACUCUUAAGUCUUAACCUUUUGAGGAAGGCAAAUUUUAUGUAAGAUAAUACACUUUCAAAAUCCUGUUGCUGGUCCCAAGAAGUCUCAAGAAUAAAGACAUGAUUUACAGAGGUGAAAGUCAGGCAGGGCACUGGUGACUGAGGUUACAUAGCCACUCUUGGCAUGUCUUCAAAGUAUAAACAGCAGACAGAGAAAAGGUAAAAGCCAGUAAGUUCUACUCAACAUGCAGCAACAUUCUCCAGACAGGCACUGGUAUUUUCUGUAAGAAAGACGCUCAUGACCACACAGGAAUUGUCAAGCCAUAGAUGGAAUAGCCUAAAUUUGGAUUCUGAGUAAACCUUUAACCUCACCCCCUUGGACAGAGGUACCUUGUUAAUUUGCACUAUAUGAUGAUACUUGUGUUGUGCAGAGUGAAUGCCUUAGCUGCUGUGGGCAGGAAGCUUUGGGAGCUUUCCAGUGGAGCUGCCCCCAAACCAAAAAGGCUGUGCUGUGGGCAGCUCUGUAGGUUCCUUCUGUCCCUGUGCUUGGCCCUCAGCAGGAGGUGCUGCAGGUACUGCAGUGACAAACCCACCCCUGUGUUUUACUGGGAUUUGCUGGAUUUCUGUUUCCAAGUGUGACCUUUCCUUGUGCUGACUGACCAAGAGAUCUUUGAUAUGAUCCGUGUGUUCUGUCCAACCGUAGGCUAGCUGAACGUCUGUAGAGUUGCCUGGAAUGCCAUUUGUUAGGUUAUAAACUCACACAGAUCUAAAUGAAGGGUUCAUGUUGUGUACAAAUCUUGAUUUCAGAAGUUUGAGACAAUUGUGAUGACAUUUGUAAAACUUGUACAGAUUUUUCACUAUGUGCCUAGCUUUGGUGUCCAUUCAGCUGAAAUUAAUUAAAAAAAAAAGGUGCAUGAAGAGAAACAGAAAUAAAAAAAUAUAUGUAGAGAUGACUAUUUUAUAUUACAUGGCCCAAUCCUGUAUUUAUUUUCUCCCUUUUUUUGAAGUAUUUCUAAAGACCUAGUUGAAACAGCUGUAUUUUUUGUUAAAAUAUUCAGUAGAAUUGUGCCUUUUGUCUGUAUGUGAAUAAAUGCUGUACAUUUUUGCAGUAUCCUUG